UCUCCGGAGAUCAUUUGAUCUCAAAGAAAAGGAACAAAAAAACAAAAACAAAUUGUUGCAUUUCAAUUUGGUUUCAGAAGUGUGGCAAUGGCCAUUACAAGAAGGUCUUGCCACAAUAUUAUCAAUCUUAUCUGGUGCCUAUCACUGGCUUAUUGUGUGACCGGAGUCCCGCUGCCUCCGGCUCCCGACACUUUCCGAGGAACCAAUUUGGCUCACCACGAGAGAGCUGAUCCUACUGAGAAGAUCUUUAACGUUUUAAGCUUUGGAGCUAAGCCCGGUGGAAGGAAAGAUAACACAGAGGCUUUCAUGCAGACAUGGGUUGCAGCAUGUCACUACAAAGGAAAAGCAAGGGUUUUCAUCCCUCCGGGGAUCUACAAGCUCGGACCGGUCACGUUUGCCGGGCCAUGCGGCGGUCGAGGACCCAUAAUCGUUCAUAUUCAAGGCACUUUAAAAGCUGAUACAGAUAUCUCUUUGUAUGAUGAGCCUCAAUGGUUCUUAUUCGAGGCGAUAAAUGGCCUGGUGGUCAUCGGAUCGGGCACUUUCGACGGCCAAGGCGAGUCUGCCUGGAAAUACAAUGACUGCCAUAAUAACAAUGAUUGUGUUCAACUCCCCUCUAACAUAAAGCUCAACAAGGUUACAAAUGGUGUAUUGAGAGGCUUUACUUCUGCUAAUAGCAAAGGGGUCCACAUCUUCAUCACUCAGUGUCAAAACAUUAGGCUAAGGAGGCUCCAUGUGUUUGCUCCUGCAACUAGCCCAAACACUGAUGGCGUCCAUAUUAGCAACUCCAACAAUGUGAGAAUAAGCAGAACUGUUAUUAGAACUGGCGAUGAUUGCAUUGGGAUGAUCAAAGGAUCCACCAACAUUGCCAUCAACAAAGUUAUUUGUGGCCCUGGACAUGGCAUUAGCGUUGGCAGCCUGGGAAAAUAUGAAAAUGAGGAAGAUGUGAGAGGUAUCAUCGUGAAGAACACCACAUUUUUGAAGACGGACAAUGGAAUUAGAAUCAAGACAUGGCCAGGAUCAACUCCAAGCCAAGCUAGUGGCAUGAUUUUCCAAGACCUCUUCAUGGACAACGUUCGAAACCCGAUCAUCAUCGACCAAGGCUACUGCCCUAGCGGUUGCAAAAAGCAGCCUUCGCGUGUGAAGAUUAGCAAUGUUCACUACAUAAACGUCAGAGGAACAUCAAGCUCAGAUGUCGCUGUGGAUUUCAUGUGCAGCCCACAAUAUCCAUGCGACAACAUUCACCUUUACAACAUUGACUUGAAGUACACUGGCAAGGGACCCGCCACUGCCACGUGUUCUAACGCGAGAGUCGGUUACGGUGGUUUGAUAAACCCGCAUGUAACUUGCCAUUAGACGAAAAAAAUUAACAUUUAACUUCCUUAAAUAUUUCUCU
Morus notabilis is the source of this 1393-nucleotide messenger RNA. RefSeq names its product exopolygalacturonase. Gene Ontology annotation, biological process: carbohydrate metabolic process. Lineage: Eukaryota; Viridiplantae; Streptophyta; Magnoliopsida; Rosales; Moraceae. The coding region runs from base 88 to 1353 and encodes 421 amino acids. The transcript has 5 exons. Gene Ontology annotation, molecular function: polygalacturonase activity. The record is from RefSeq and is a predicted model, not a curated record.